AUGGCCAGACUAAAUACCGCCAAUCCUCUGGUCUACGGCACCCCUCACAGGGGAAGCAAGGACACUCCAUGUAUAUCCAAUCCCGACAGCCAGUCACCAUCGAACCAGCCAUACCCCAACACCACAAAGUCCCCAAACAAGCACGAUGCACCAAAACCACCAAACCAAAACAGACGACAACUAGCGAGAUCCAGCACCUUGUUCAAUAUAUUACCAGACGACGAGUCCGCAUCGGAGAGUGAAAUCGGCAAUCAACCCACUGGAAAGCAGAAACGACCACGAACGCUCGGAAUCGCACGAGUGAACUCGCUCCUUUUACCGAAAACACAGAGGCCCAGACCGACCUUCAUGCGGACCGCCGGGUACGACAAGGAAAACGACGUACCAGAACACUCCACGGAUGAACACCGUUCACCUGGUUUAACAUCAACCAGACAACCACCCACCAGACGACAUGCUUCUCAAACGCCAAGUAGAAGCAGAGCAAGAGAAAUGGACAGGAGACAGCCAAUGCACGAAGACCAAGAAGAGGAAUCUGACCAACAGAGCCUUGACGACAGCUUGGGCUCACUAGAUGAUUUCAUCGUUAGUGAUAAUGAAGAGCCCAGCUCUCACGAGGAAUCCGAUCAUGAAACACCCGAUACAGAAGAAGAACCUACCCCGCCGCCAUCCCCCGUACGGUCUCCCCGUAAGAGACUGAUGCGCGGAAGAAGGCCGCCCUCGGAGACUGAGCCUACAACGACCACGACAACGCCACCAUCAAGAGAGUCAGAACGGUCAAAAACACCCGACAACAGGUCGAGGGCAGCUACACCUGAGGAACUCACAACAAGCCCCGUUCUCGAGUCAAAGCGAGAAUCUGUUGGAUAUGAAGUAAAAAUCCCCGAGUACCUGAAUGUCUCCAUAAAUCCAUCUCAUUCGCGACUGCGUAACUCCGACGACCUCAUCCAGCAUCUCGAAGACCUUGAUUUAUCAAGUGAUGAGGAGGAUACCCCACAGCCAGAAGCAUCGAUGCCAAUAUUGGACUCUGAAGAAGAUCUGUCAUCAAGUGUUCCGCCAGGUCGCAAGCACUCAACGCCGCCGCUCACAGCAUCAACGGCGCGGGCCAAGGAUACACCCCCAACCACUAUAAGAGCCCAGAAGAAAGCCGAGGCGGCACGAAAACGCGAGCUUCGUGCUCAAGUGGCCGAAUUCAACGAGAACAAAAUUGGAUUUGCCGAAGAAUUCCUCCAGCACUUGGAUGGCAUAUUCGAUGGUCGUAUUGCCAGCAUGACCAAAGACACCGGCGGAAUCAAACUCAUAUGGACCAAGAAUUUCAGGAACACUGCUGGUCGAGCAACUGUUCGGUCAGAACGAGUGUUCACGAGAGAAGGCGGCGUCGAAGAUCCCGGGCGCCGACGUUACAACGCUACCAUUGAACUGUCAGAGAAAGUCCUGGACACCGAGGACAAGAUCCUGUGCACCUUAACACACGAGUAUUGCCAUUUGCUCGACAUUCUCAUCACUGAAAACAGGGGGAAGGGUGCGGCGCAGCACGGCGUCAGCUUCAAGCAGUGGGGUGCUCGAUGCACACAGGCUCUAAAAGACCAUCCUGUCUAUGGAGGUCGAGUGGAAGUCACAACCAAACAUACUUAUGAGAUCAACCACAAGUAUGUUUGGGCUUGCGUAGGAUUGGGAUGCCCCUUUGAGGUCGGGCGCCAUUCAAAGAGUGUGGAUCCGGUCCGUCAUCGCUGUGGCCGUUGCAGAGGCUAUCUCAAACAAAUCAAGCCUGUGCCUCGCGCUCCCCCAAAAAGACUAUUGGAAAAGUGGUGA
Messenger RNA from Penicillium brevicompactum, 1812 nucleotides. RefSeq lists its product as uncharacterized. The record is from RefSeq and is a predicted model, not a curated record. Gene Ontology annotation, cellular component: nucleus. Lineage: Eukaryota; Fungi; Ascomycota; Eurotiomycetes; Eurotiales; Aspergillaceae. The coding region runs from base 1 to 1812 and encodes 603 amino acids. The transcript is spliced from 2 exons.